Molecule: messenger RNA, 852 nt
Organism: Adineta steineri
Lineage: Eukaryota; Metazoa; Rotifera; Eurotatoria; Adinetida; Adinetidae
Source: the annotation of a GenBank genome assembly
AUGAAAAUUUUCAGUUUAAUUUUGGUAUUUUUCUACUACAUUAUAGUUUUAGUAAAUACUUCAGAACAACAACAACAACAACAACUACCCAAUAGUACAACGAUUUCAAUAUGUAAUUUCACUGCAUGUAACUCUCAACGGACACUAUGUUCAUCCAGUCGUAAUUGUGAAUGUUUUUCAUUGACGAUAAGUCCAAGUGUAGGAAUUUGUGCGUCAGCUGUGUUGUCUUGUACCGAUGUUGUCCGAUGCAAUACGGAUAAUCGAACAUGUCCUAUUGAAAAUACAGUCUGCGUGAACAGUACACGUUGUGGACAACCAGUUUGUUAUCCAUUAGCUUUGGCAAAUAAACUCGUGUGUCCAAUAAAUACAACAGCUGCGACAACAACUACGACACAUGCAGGAGGCGUUACAAAUACAACUAGAUCUACAACAAAAGCUAUCACUACAACAGACUCCCGUUUUACACCAUCAACAGUUAAUUGCAGUAGUAUUGUGGCAACAAAUUGUACGACAACAACAUCGAUUGUUGCUGCUUGUCAAAGUUAUGAGGUAUCAUGGAAUAAUCAUUGUUAUUAUCUCGAUGGAUCAAAUGGCAGCUGCAUAACUGGUUAUAGCCUAGCAACGAAUACUGUUUUAAAUUGCAUUAGUUCUCUAUUUAUUGGAAAAAAUUAUCGAAAUACCACAUCAGAUAAUUGUUGUAUCUGGACAACAGAUACAUAUGAAUGUUUUGGAUUCAAUGCUGAUUGUAACAGAUCAGGACCUUUUACUGAAGCACCGAUAUUGGGUGGUGCUAAUUGCAUUAACCAAGUGCUUCGUUAUUCUCAACAGUUAACAUUUUGUGGCAGUGAUUAA